AUAAUAUUACUGUUAAUGAAUUAGUUUUUCGAAGUAGUUGAAUUUUACUGAAAUUUAAAAGUUUGUCAUUUGCAUGAUCUUUUGUAUCACAGUUAACCUCAAGAGCAUUUUGUUUCAGAACUUGCCGACUGUGUAAUAACACUUUUAUUUAGAUUUCCAAGCAAAACCCUUGUUCAAAUAAAGGAAGCAGUGUUAUGUUGAACUUUUAACAACUGUUUGUGCGUCAUGGGGACUUUUCAUGGCAAAUCUUUAGGUCUUGGGUGAAACAAUGCUCAAGUAUUUGAAUAAAAAUGCAAAGAUGUAUUAACAAUGAAAAUUGUCCAUAUAACUUUAUUUUUAGCUUAGUGCCCCACAGCUGUUUGUGUUGGAUGUUUGAAUACAUUUGAAUAUAAAAGGGUUAAUGGUCUUUUUGUUUUAAGACUUCAGUGUCCUGGGAGGAAAAAAUAAUUGGCCCUGGUGGUUAUUAAUAUUAGAUUUUUCUUUUUUUGGAAUCUAGGCAUACGUCUUUGCUCUAUUGAACAUUAAAAACAUUCUGUAGAUUUUAUGUAAUCUGACACAUUGAUAAUCUAGUAGUAUAAACUGAGUGCUCUAAGCUCUGUGGUAUAUCAGACAUGGGAGAUUGAAGUUUCUUUUCAGUGUUCUUAAUAAGUAAGUGAUGUUGGAAAUUUUUAAUUUUUUUAAAUGGAAAGUGAUGUCCCAAUUUAUUCUUUUCUUUUUGAUUUUAGAUGGGAAAUGUAAAGUCAUAAGAUCGAUAGGUUGACUGUGACAACUAUGCUUACUUACAGAGAGAACAGGAAAUGAGAAUGGGUGAUAUGGGUCCCCGUGGAGCAAUAAACAUGGGAGAUGCAUUUAGCCCAGCACCUGCUGGUAACCAAGGUCCUCCUCCAAUGAUGGGUAUGAAUAUGAACAACAGAGGAACUAUACCUGGCCCACCAAUGGGUCCUGGUCCUGCCAUGGGACCAGAAGGAGCUGCAAAUAUGGGAACUCCAAUGAUGCCAGAUAAUGGAGCAGUGCACAAUGAUAGAUUUCCUCAAGGACCAUCAUCUCAGAUGGGAUCACCUAUGGGGAGUAGAACAGGUUCUGAAACCCCUCAAGCACCAAUGAGUGGUGUAGGUCCUGUUAGUGGUGGUCCUGGUGGUUUUGGUAGAGGAAGCCAAGGGGGCAACUUUGAAGGCCCUAAUAAACGUCGUAGAUAUUAAACAUUCUUUCAUUCCUGGCUACUUAGAGAAAAAAACCUCAGUGGUAUGCCUUUACACUUUUACUUGUUACCUGGAAGAAAUGGUUUUAUUGUUAAUGUAUGUAGACUUUAAAGUUUUUCUUUUGUAAAACAAGGUUUUUGUAUUUUUCUUUAUUCAUACAUAAGCUUUGUAGAUUAGAAUGGUGAUGCUCAUCAUUGUGAAUGUUAAAAUGUGUUUGUGACUUUAGCUACAUAUAAGUAUGCCAUAGAACUGUGAAGUCUAUGUAGUUACUUAAUCUCAAUAAAGAAAUCAUUUUGGAUAAUUUA
Leptonychotes weddellii (Weddell seal) is the source of this 1504-nucleotide messenger RNA. The record is from RefSeq and is a predicted model, not a curated record. NCBI's taxonomy places the organism in Eukaryota, Metazoa, Chordata, Mammalia, Carnivora, Phocidae.